CCGGGGCUGAGGCUUUGUGCUGCUCCGCCUGAGCUCCGCCGUUGACUCAGUGACAACGUUGAACUCCCACUUUCCCAGGAAACGAUGCGUUCACGUACAGUCCUCUCCCAUCAGCAAAACAUGUUUACCCGAUAAGAUGCUGAAAAUGCCCUCGAAGUAUGUGCCACUCGUGAGAGACGCCAUCACGCUGCUGGACCGGUUCAGAGAGAGCAGGCAGUGUCUUGACGACUUUGUAGAAGACAUCUCUAAGGAUCUGCAGAGCCUGGAUCCCCUGCACAAAUGUUUCAUCCUCGACACUGUUUCUGGAUGUAUUGAGCACAAACAAUUACUUGAUGCUGUUGUCAACCUCUUCUAUAGAAGUACAGAAAGCGUGUCCAAAAGUGACCUCAGCAUGUAUCACAUUGUCUUUUAUCUGACCACUUGUUUCUUGGAUCAACUGGGACUGAAAUGUUUCGGCAGCAUCGUCAAAUCCCUUGGUGUUCACAAAGUACAGACAUUCUUGCUUUUCUUCUUCUCAAACCUCACCACACUAGUCCAGGAGAAGUGGGUGAGCAUUUAUGAUGCUGAACAUGUCCAAAAACAGUGGAUUGAGCCUACUCUCAGGUGGCGUCCUGAGAUAAUUGCUCUCCUGGAGCAGCUGGCAGUGAAAACAGCAUGUUGGAGUCAGCUGAGGAAGGCUCCCACUAAAACCACUGAACCUCAGGAGUUUGCUCUGACCAGGCCAAAACCCAGAGCCCUCCCUGUGCUUGAGAUCAUCCCUAAGGUGGACAAAGUGCGGCCGGUGCCCAGAACAACCUACAAGGCUCCAAAAGAAAUGAAAAUCAUAGAGGACAUCAAACAAAAUAAUCAACAGAAGAAUGAGAGACUGCUGUACGAGGUCAAUCAUGCAAAACCAUUUGAGUCUCGGAGUCCACACAAGUACAGACACUACCAGAAAGUGGUGUCUGAGAUAGAGGAAAGCAUCCAUUCUAAACUAAAGUUUAACUCCUUCCAGUCUACACCACUUCCAUCUACAACAAAACAGUCCAGCUGGCAUAUUAAGAUGAACAGUGCAGCUAUCUUGAGACAGGGGGCUCUGGUUGAUCGUCAGCUUAAACAGGAGCUUCAGAGAAUGGAGUGUCUGGUCGAAGGUGCACAAGAGCCUUCUGCUUUCCUGCAGUGGCAAAGUGAAAUGCGUGCGAAGGACUUGCAGGAGCAGUUAGCUAAAGUGGAAUGCAGACGUCUAGAGGGUCGCAUUAGCCAUGAAGAGGCAGCUUUGGCCCGCUCCCGUCUUAUAGCCCAGAAUCAUGCAGCUGCACAGCUCAAGAAAGAAGAGGCAGCAGAGUUGAUGCGCAGAUACGCUGUCAAGAGGCUGCAGGAGGAGAAGGAGAUGAAAGAGUUGGUACAGCAAGUCGCAGAUGGUCACAAGAACGCCAAAGCUGCCAAAGAAAAGCUGUAUGCAGUGAAACAAAAGAUCGUAAAGGAGGUCUCUGAGGAGAGUCAAGAACUCCUACGCAGAGCUCUGGCAGAGGCCCAGGAAGAAAUGAUCAGAAAAUUUGACAUUAUUCGUCAAAUUCAUGCUAUUGAAUCAACGUCUCGCACCAGAAGUUGCAGUUUUGAUGACAAAGAGACUGGAGGCCAUGAGCUGCUGGGAGAGAUGUCUCUGUGUGAGCUCAGGGAGCGGUUGGCUCUGCUGAAAAGGGCCCAGGCUGCAGAGAGGCUGCAGCGACAACAGAACAUCCACCAGCAGAGGCACAGGAGGAAACAAAUGCUCCAGCACAAGCUGGACACUAUCCAGCUCCACCAUAAUGCACUAAGACAGGCCACAACCAGCAGGAAGGGGCAGACAAAGCCGCACCAGGGUUGUCCACAGAAAGUGACUGUAGAUGAGUCUGUCCUGGCUCUGCAGAAAAGGCUGGAGGAGAAGAAACAGGAACGCAACUCAUUCAGAGACAGGGACAAGAGCAGCACCAGACCAUCUCACACUGGAGAGUCAUUCAGCAGUCAGGGGAGCUGUGAGCAGAGAGACUGGGGGGAACUGGAGCAGACGUUAGCACAUCAAAUACAGAAGCAUGUCUCUGUUUCUCUAAUGUGACAUACUAAUGUCACUGGAGGCUACUAUGGACACCAUGGUGACAACCUUGAAUAGUCCUUUAUGUUUCAUAAAUGAAUCACGGGCAUCAGUCAAAUAAAUGGAUGUAAAAAGCAAAAAAGAACGAACUUUGUCCAAUUUUUAUUUAUUUAUUUAUUUAUAUGGAUGACAACUGGACGACUGAGGGAUAUACAGGAUCUAUAACAUUCCCAAUGUCUGAUAGUAUUGUUAUCAUCCUGAGUGAUGUCAUAUUUGGCCUAAAACAGUGUUUCGCAAACUGU
Boleophthalmus pectinirostris (great blue-spotted mudskipper) is the source of this 2352-nucleotide messenger RNA. RefSeq names its product cilia and flagella associated protein 99 (gene cfap99). The transcript has 16 exons. The coding region runs from base 137 to 2074 and encodes 645 amino acids. NCBI's taxonomy places the organism in Eukaryota, Metazoa, Chordata, Actinopteri, Gobiiformes, Gobiidae. The record is from RefSeq and is a predicted model, not a curated record.